AUGUCAGACAUGAAUACCACACCAGAUUACAAAUUGAUGAAACUGAGAGAGUUGCGAGAGGUUGCUAAAUCCCGUGGAAUUAAGUAUAUCGUGGGGAUGAGAAAGGGUAAAUUGAUUGAGGUGAUCGAGAAGAAUGAUCUCGACCCAUCCUACACCAUCGAUCUGGAUACCAAGAAGGAAUGGUAUGGAUACUGUUCAAGGUGGAGGUCGAAAAACAGGGAGGCAUAUCUAAAAGCUCAAAAACGUUAUAACGACAAAAGAUCCAAGUGGUUGAACAACCCUUUUUUGUUACUCAGACGAGUAACAAAUGUUGGUGGGUGGGUACCCAUGGUGUACCGGUCACGGCCCUCUAGGUGCUGGUGGGUGGGUACCCAUGGUAUAUCGAUGUAUGUGUGUUUUAGCGUGAUGGUUGUAUUACAAACGAUGACACUCAUUACACUCCAACACGGUUUACGAUUUAUAAAACCAUCUUAAAGAUUACAUCUAGUAUAUCACAACCAAGCAUAUCUUCAGGAAUCGUUCUCGAUUUGAUACACAGUAGAGAAUAUAUUGAUGACUUUUAUCUUUUCACGGUCCCUGAUUUAAGAGCCCGAGCGAGUUACCUCGGCGCACAUGGAUACUCGCGGCUCAGAAGGACCGAGCUUAUUGAUUUAAUAUUAUCAAUAGAUCCCAAUAUGAGUUGGUCUCAAGUAAAUGAUUCAUUCAUCUUGAGAGAAAGGUCAAUGCCUAGACCAAUACCUAUACCUAGACCGGUACCAACACCGAUUAGACCCGUACCAGCACAGGUUGAGGUUGAUGAUGAGGACGACGCGGAUGAU
Hydractinia symbiolongicarpus is the source of this 818-nucleotide messenger RNA. RefSeq lists its product as uncharacterized. Gene Ontology annotation, biological process: DNA-templated transcription termination. The coding region runs from base 1 to 474 and encodes 157 amino acids. The transcript has 2 exons. The record is from RefSeq and is a predicted model, not a curated record. NCBI's taxonomy places the organism in Eukaryota, Metazoa, Cnidaria, Hydrozoa, Anthoathecata, Hydractiniidae.